Molecule: messenger RNA, 453 nt
Organism: Adineta ricciae
Lineage: Eukaryota; Metazoa; Rotifera; Eurotatoria; Adinetida; Adinetidae
Source: the annotation of a GenBank genome assembly
AUGGUUUGGCCUGAAGUUGAACAAGUCGCAUCAAAUCAUCGAUACGAAUUGGUUUUAUCAGGUGAUAAAUUACGAAAAUAUUAUGAAGAAAAACAAGCGUUAGAUGAGACGAUUUGGACAUUGAAACAAUUGAAUUUUCUUGAGAUCAGCCAAUGUCCAUCAAUCGAAUAUCUCUCUGGAGAUAUCGGAAAGUUAACUCAUCUAUCAACACUGACGUUAACCUCGAACAAAUUGAAAGAAAUUCCCAUCGAAGUUAAACUCCUAGUCGAUCUUCGGCAUUUGAAUCUAUCGAAUAAUCAAAUUCAACGGUUAAAUGAUGAUUUAUUCGAAAAGCUCGAUCAUUUAGAAACAUUGAAUUUAAGUCAAAAUCUUCUGGAACAACUUCCANUAUUCAUUUCUCCAACAUAUCUGGUGUACCAUCGAAUGCUCCUGAAGAGCGGCAACGACAAAUAA